UCUGUGAUCACAAACACUUGAUUUGAUUUGUUUUUAAUGUUUUUAAUUUUAUUCAAAUUCAUCCACAGACCCGAAAACAAUAAUGAUAAUGAUGAUUGAUGUUUUUGUUUAAAGCUUUGAAGAUAAUCUCGUGCGAUAAUCAAGUCAACUUUUAAUUUUUAUGAUACAUUAUAGCGUUUUAUCGUGGGUCAUAACUGAAAACAAAGUUAUCACCUUCACCGUUCGACCUUCACAAGUUUUCCUUCACUUGGGAAGGUACUUAUUGCACACAGACCUUGGUAUAAGUUAACGAUGUCUGUGAUUAAAGUCAUUAAUGAAAACUCGCUCAACUGGUAUCUCAAGUACAUUGGUUUUCCGCUGGCUGUUGGGCUCACCAUGUUUCGUAUCUGCUCACAAUCAACAAAUCGCAGACGAAGAGCUGCUUUAGAAGGAAAGGUGGUUGUUAUUACUGGUGCCAGUUCAGGUAUUGGAGAGGCUUUAGCUCAUAUUUUCUAUGAAUAUGGUUGCAAAGUUAUUCUAGCUUCGAGAAGAAAAACUGAGCUGGAAAGAGUUAAAGAAGAUCUACUGUCAAAGAAACUUUCUUCAAAAACAGAAGAACCAAUUGUGUUGGAAUUGGAUUUGGCAGAUUUACGCCAGUGUGAGCCAUUUGUAAAAAAUAUAUAUGAUGCUUGUGGUCAUAUUGACAUACUAAUUAACAAUGGGGGAGUGUCUCACCGAGGUUCAAUCCUUUACACUACAUUGGAAGUGGAUAAAAAAAUUAUGUAUACAAACUAUUUUGGUUCAGUAGGAUUGACUAAAGCUGUGUUACCUAAAAUGGCUGAUAGAAAAAGUGGACAUGUAGUGUUUAUUAGUUCAGUACAAGGACUCAUAGCACUACCAGAUCGUUCUGCAUAUGCUGCUUCUAAAUUUGCGCUCCAGGCUUUUGCUGAUUCUCUGCGGUCUGAAAUGCACCAACACAAUAUUGAUGUGUCUGUAGUCAGCCCAGGAUAUGUAAAAACAUCAGUUUCGUUAAAUGCACUUACUGCCAGUGGAGAGAAUCAUGGAGUGAUGGAUAAAAGUACGGCAGCUGGUUUCACUUCAGAGUAUGUGGCAAUAAAGAUUUUGGAUAUGGUUGUGAACAAAGAUAAGGAACUAGUUGUCAGUCAAUUUUUGCCUAACUUAGCUAUCUUCAUUCGACACUCAUUUCCUUCUUUAUAUUUCUGGAUAAUGGCCCGGCGGGCUAACAAAACAAAUUUCACAUAAUUAUAAAAAAACAGGAAUGUUUUUAUUUACUUUUUUUUUCAAACAUGGCCAUACUUUGCUUAUUUUGUUUUAAGAGUUAUUGUAUAAACAAAAAAAUAUUAAAUAUGUGUAUAAUAAGUAAGUACACUCAUAAUUAUUUAAGUGAUUUAAUAUAAUUAUUAAUAAUGAAUGAUUACAUUAUGUAUGAAAUAAAACGAUUUUUAAUAAA
Molecule: messenger RNA, 1450 nt
Organism: Bicyclus anynana (squinting bush brown)
Lineage: Eukaryota; Metazoa; Arthropoda; Insecta; Lepidoptera; Nymphalidae
Product: dehydrogenase/reductase SDR family protein 7-like
Exons: 5
Coding region: 292-1242 (316 amino acids)
Cellular component (GO): membrane
Molecular function (GO): oxidoreductase activity
Source: RefSeq, a predicted model, not a curated record